GUGUUCUUCAUCUUAGGCGGGCCCUACAAGGGGAAGGCCGUGCAAAAGGCUCGGCCGGCGUCAAUGCUUGCGCUUGUUGACGUCAGCGAAGCUAUCCCUUAAGAUUAUACCUUAAUAAGACUUACGUCGCUUACACAAUUGGCAACCCCUGUUGAUGGAUCGUCCGCAAAGCGUUGGCGAUGAGGAUGAUGCCGGACCGCGCGAGGAGGGCGGCCUUCAGAGCUAUCAGGAGAAUGAAGAGGAACGCGCGGCUCUUGCACGCAUCAUCCUAGCAUUCCGCGACUACGCCGACUCCGCGGAGUGGGAGGUGGCCCGCUGGCGCUCCAACUUCCUGCAGCUCCCGCCCCACCAUAAGGCCCUCCUCACACCCGCCCAGCCCGCCAAGCUAGCCGCAGCUCGAGCCGCCAUCGCCACAAACGCCUUCUUCAUAAAGUCACUGCUGCAAGCGUUCGAUCCGGAUUGCGCUGCGGGGCCGCUGCCGCCACACCUGGCCGUGCCUCGGAGCCUGCUGGAGGGGGACGGAGAAGCAGCGGAAGGAGGAGCGGGAGAAGCGGGAGGUGGGGAAAGGAAGGAGGAAGGGGGCGAGGAGGAGCAGGAGCAGGAGCAGGGGUUCCCGCCGGUCAGCCCACAUGAUGCGGAGAAGGUGCGCUACGUGCUCAAGAACCUGGCUCGCGACUGGUCGGACGAGGGGGCGGCGGAGAGGGCCAUGUCGUACGGCAGGAUACUGGCGGAGCUCAAGGAGAUCUUCAAAGACUGGUCCAACCCGCACCGCCCUCCCCGCGCGCUCAUCCCGGGUGCUGGCCUGGCUCGGCUGUGUGUGGAGGUGGCGGGAAUGGGGCUGGAGGCGCAGGGGAACGAGUUCAGCUACUUCAUGCUGCUCACCUCCUCCUUCAUCCUGAACCACACCUGCGAGCGCCACCAGUACACCAUCCACCCCUGGCUACACUCCAAUUGCAACCACCUGCGCGACGCGGACCAGCUGCGCGGGCUGCCGGUGCCGGACGUGGUGCCGGGGGAGGUGGUGCGCGGGCCGGGGCUGCUGAGCAUGUGCGCGGGGGACUUUGUGGAGGUCUACUCCGCCCCCGACAUGGCUGGCAUGUUCGACGCGGUGGUCACUUGCUUCUUCAUCGACACUGCACACAACCCGCUGCGAUACCUGGAGGUCAUCUCGCACUGCCUGGCCCCGGGGGGCGCCUGGGUGAACCUGGGGCCGCUGCUGUACCACUGGGCGGAUGCGCACACUUACCUGCCGACCCCCGAGUUGUCCGUGGAGCUCUGCCUAGAGGACCUGCGCGACGCGGCCCAAGCCAUGGGCUUCCGGCUGGUGCGCGAGGAGAGCCUGGAUGUGCCGUACAUGGCCGACUACCGCUCCAUGUUCAAGACCGUCUACCAGGCCAGCUUCUGGACCAUGGUCAAGGAGCGCGACUGGCAGCCACCCAACCAGCCGGAGCAACGGCAGCAGCAAACACCACCGCCGCCACCGCCACCACCACCACCGCCGCCACCACCGGCCCCGCAGACCGCAACCACGACGGCGGCGGUAGUGCCAGCUGCAGACUCCUCCUAGUUCCCGGCCCGAUCCGGCACAACAUGGAGCCUACUAGCAACAUGCCGCGUACCGCAGCAAGAGACGCGCGGGCGGCUCCGUAAUGUGUUGUUGACCUUGCUUUGACAUGCAUCACAUACCGGUACAUCAUCAGGAUGUCUGCCAGCGGCACGCAGGAUGCGUCUCUGUGUUGGCUGCGUGCUACAGCAGCUUGAGAAGAACGAAUGAGUUGACGUUGUUAAGCUAGGGGCGUCGUGACCCCGGCGGCAGGUGUGGUAGCGUGCAUGUGCCGCAGCAGGAUUGUUGGGUAGUGGCGGGGGCGGGUGUUGGGUGAUGAGGCAAAAGAGGGAUGGAGAGUGUGGUGGGCAGGGCUGAAGCCCUGGCCGUGUCCGCAGACCAUUGGUUGUCUGAUGCUAGGGUGUUGGUUGGGUGUUAGUUGGGUGUUGAGGUGGAUUGUUGUCAUUUGAGAGCAGCGGGGAUGCGGACGAGGUGAGGGGCGGCUGGUCACAGAUGGGUGGUUGGGGUGGCUGGCUGGCUGGCUGGAUGGAUGCCGCCGGGGAAGCUCCAGUCAUACCAGGCCAUGAAAGCGAGGAUACAUACGGGUAACUGCAAAUAAAGUUGACC
This is a messenger RNA of Astrephomene gubernaculifera, 2170 nucleotides long. The record is from the annotation of a GenBank genome assembly. Lineage: Eukaryota; Viridiplantae; Chlorophyta; Chlorophyceae; Chlamydomonadales; Astrephomenaceae.